Drosophila mojavensis is the source of this 1323-nucleotide messenger RNA. RefSeq names its product putative defense protein 3. Gene Ontology annotation, molecular function: oxidoreductase activity, acting on metal ions. Bases 572 to 1093 code for a protein of 173 amino acids. The record is from RefSeq and is a predicted model, not a curated record. The transcript has 2 exons. Lineage: Eukaryota; Metazoa; Arthropoda; Insecta; Diptera; Drosophilidae.
AAGCGCAACAGAAAAACGAAAAUACGCAAAACUGAGCCGAAAAGCAAACAAGGCCAACCACAUCGACAGUGGGCAACGAUUAGAAGCAUAGAAUUUCGUAAUGGAGCACUUAGCGCCCCAAAACAAACCAAAUAAACCCCCGACGGGCCAUGUAGAGUCAGAGUAGUCUGGAGUUUGCACUGAAGCUUAGGAACUGCAUCAUUGGAGCCGGCUGGCUGGCUGGCGGGAGAAGUUGUAAACGGCCGCUAGGAGGAGGGAGCAGCAGUCGGGGAAGGCGGCUGCAUCAAAGCACUAAUGUUUGACCCAGUUUGGAGCAUGACAGGAAAGGAACUGCGCAUAACUAUUUGGCGUUUUGAUCAUUAAAAACUGGUUGGCCCAAACCGAGCCAGCGACAAAGCCAGCGCGACGCCCAUGCCAAUAGCAUGAGCUUUUUUUUGGUCGGACGCACAGCUCGAGGCUUUAAAAGCGCCAACGCCGCCGGUCAGCGCAAGAGUUUUAAUAUUUGAUUAACGCGAAGCGUGCGCGACUAACGGAAUAGCGGAACAGCAUAGUCACACUCAUAGUCAUAGUCAUGGCAAAUCGGCAUUGGAAUUGCAAACGAGCACUACUCCUGCUGCAGCUGAUCGCCGGCAUCUGGGCCUUUCCGGACGGUGCUCCGGCCGACACGUGCGUCAAGCAGCGCGCCAAUCAGCCCAAUCAUGGCAAGGCGCGCACUCAGCCGGCGCACACGAAUCCGUUCGAGGUGGUGGCCAGCUCGCAGACCUACCAUCCGGGCCAGCAAGUCUCUGUGGUCAUCUAUGCCCAGGAGCUGCAUCAGUCCACCACGUUUCGUGGCUUCUUUCUGCAGGCGCGCGAUGCCAGCUCGAACGAAUGGAUUGGCGAAUGGGUGCAGAGCGAGAACACCAAGACUAUACCCGAGUGCUCGGCCAUAACGCAUUCGGAUAACCGGGAUAAACUGGGCGCCAAGCUCAUAUGGAAGGCGCCCCAAAAUAAGCGAGGCAACGUCUACUUCACCGGCACGGUGCUGAAAGACUACGGCAAUUUCUGGAGCGAUAUUGUGGGCAAGGUGCAAGCGCAACCGCUACCGCAAUAGGCUGCAACAACUGGAAUACAAUUCUAGAAUUGUACAUUAAAUGUUGCAAUAAAUCAUAAACACUUAAUAUAGUAGUACACAACGACAAAAUACUUGCUUGUUUUUCCUUAUUUUUUUAUUAUUUUUUUUUUUUAGUGCAAGCCUCAUUAAAGACCAAAACGGGCCAAGCCCCUUGCCAAACAACACUAAAUUAUUGGCUUUACGUUUAUGAAUGACCAUUCACUCACACA